This is a messenger RNA of Gekko japonicus, 1389 nucleotides long. RefSeq names its product RBPJ interacting and tubulin associated 1 (gene RITA1). Gene Ontology annotation, biological process: Notch signaling pathway; nuclear export; negative regulation of Notch signaling pathway. Gene Ontology annotation, molecular function: tubulin binding. The record is from RefSeq and is a predicted model, not a curated record. NCBI's taxonomy places the organism in Eukaryota, Metazoa, Chordata, Lepidosauria, Squamata, Gekkonidae. The transcript is spliced from 3 exons. Gene Ontology annotation, cellular component: nucleus; cytoplasm. The coding region runs from base 184 to 1005 and encodes 273 amino acids.
CUCUCUUUGGCUUUUCGACUUGCUCGAGGGGAGCAACGAUCGCCUCCGCAGAGGAGAAACUGCAUCUCUCUGCUGUUGUGUCACUCGGUCUCCAUUCACCAGUGAAUUGUUGUUCACACUGAUCUGGAUCCUGUGCUUCUAGCCGCCUGCAGUCCUGCAUGGCACCUUCUGCAGCUGGACUCCAUGAAGGCCUCUGUAGAGCUGGCAGUGUCGGGAAUUCAGCCCCUUCAGGUGCAACACAGGGGCAGAAACAGCUAUAGGGCCAAAGCCUCCUAUGUGGAUGAAACCCUAUUUGGCUCCCAUGCAGGGCGCCAGUCAUCAGUUGAGGAAUUUGAUCCCCCGUGGGUGGAGAAGCAGCCUGGACCCCGGAGACCCUUGCUGUGGAGCCCUGCAGCAACACAAUGGGAGGCUGACGCUGGCUCUUCGAAAGCCCCUGUACCACCCAGCACUCCAAGAAAGAAAAACAAGUACAGACUGAAAAGUCGAACGGCAUCCUACUGUGACGAAACACUGUUUGGCACAAAGUCAGGAGGACAGGAUGGAUCUGUUCCCUGGAUGAAGGAGGAUACAGCUAAGCUUCGCACUUUGAUUUGGACUCCGCCUUCCGCUUCCAGAAACCAUCCGAGGCUUCCUUCUUGUCAGAAAGGGGAACCGUUGAGAGUCGUUCAUCGAGAAACACCCAGAUCUCAGCAGGCUGGGGGGGUUGAGACACAAUAUAGAGAACACUCUUUUUGGAAGCACCCUGAGAAUAAUUCACACGAGAACAACAAGGAUGCCUUAGGCUGGAUGGGCUACCAGCCUGUUAGGCGGGUGUAUGGUGCCUCUGAAACAUUCCAACCACCAGAGACUGAUUCAAGGAUAAACAGACAGCAGGAUCGCCGCCUCCCAGAUGCCUCUGUGGCUUCCCCAGGAUCCAGGCCAUGCUCAAAGGGCAUAUCAAGGUCACCAUCUGCUAGGUUAUCAGGAGCUAUAGGCUCAUGCAAACCUAGGCCUCCCUGGAAAUAGAACUGCAACUCUAAAAGUGCCCACUGAAUUAUGGGAAUGUGCAUGGAGUAGAUGGAACUUCUGCUUACUGACCAAGUGAAUCAUAGCAGUCUUUAACCCUUUGCUUAAUACGAGGCGGUUGCUAGGCAUGCAAAUAGAUCUAAGAGGAAGGUGAGGACUGAAGGUAGGGCGCUGGGAAUCAAGUGGAACCAGCAUGUGCUUUUCCUGGGGUGAAGUGGGAUUUUGGAAGAGAUCUUUUUCUCAGCUGAAAGAUGGCAGACCACCGCCCCCAUCCCCCGUUACUGUCCUGUGCAUCUCAAUCUCCCAACAGUAGUUUUCCACACUCCUCUAACGAAGCAGCUUGGGAAGAGGUGGCGGGGAAAAUAAAUACUUGCAAAUAUUUGU